AGAGUGUUGUGCCGGUGUUCCGUCUUUAUCGUGUGUUAUCUCCUUAUUCGUGUGUCAUCCACCUUCCACUUGACGAUGGAGGACGAGCGUGUGGACCAGGGAGGCAGUGGAGGACGAGUGGACGCCUGGGUGUGGUGACGGUCGCCUGUGGUGGAGCUUAGCGCGGCGGGCAGCGGCAGGCUGAAAAUGUUUCCAUCGAGAUGGGGAGAAGUGUUUGUAGUGCUGGGCGUGGUGGUGGAGGUGAUGGCUGUCCCCAGCCAAUAUUCCCCUUCCUUUGAUUUCUCCCCCGUGACCUUCGUGAGACAGAGGAGGCAGUUAGAAGAUACAAUAAAUUCUGAUUCAUUGAUUUGUUUGCUUUUGGCAAGCGAUGAUGGUAAAUCCUGUAACUCUUCCCCUGAGAAUCCCCCUUCACCCCUCAAAGCACCCCCAUUACCCGUGAGCCUGCCUCCCGCAAAGCCACAGCCACCAGCGCCUCUCUGCCGCUGCGUCCCCCACUGGCAGUGCAAGGACAACAAGUUAGUCACAGACGUAAAAGGCGAUAGUCUCUCGUCCUUCGCCUUGGACCUGCGAAGUAACCUUGGCUGCGGCAACCCCGAAGAACUGUGUUGUGUGGAGGUGGAUGUCAGCGCCACGCCCCCUACCGUGCCGCCCGUCAUCCCCCUUUGCGGCGAGAGGAACGACCUGGGUGUCGGUAAUACCUUUAUUGGCUUCGAGGACCAACAGUCUCAGUUCGGAGAGUUUCCUUGGACCGCUGCCAUCAUCUCCUCUGGCGGCUCUGUUUCGCCUGAUAAGCCUCUCUUCGUUUGCGGAGGAUCCCUGAUUCACCCACAGGUGGUCCUCACCGCAGCACACACCUUGCUCGACUACACUGCUGACCAACUGAAGGUUCGUCUCGGGGAGUGGAACUUGGCGGGGAAGACGGAGGCGGUGCCUCACCAGGAGAUUCAAGUGAAGGAGGUGCUGCUCCACCCCGACUACCACAAGGUGAAGCAACACUACGACGUGGCGCUGCUGGUGCUGGACCGACCCGCGGUGCUCGGCGCCACUGUUAACACCAUCUGCCUGCCGUCCAAACUUGAGGACUACGUGAGCGAUGAUUGCGUCGUCUCUGGCUGGGGUAAAAAGGACUUUGACAAGAAAAGCAGAUUCCAAGAGGUGAUGAAGAAGGUGUCGCUGCCCGUGGUGGACCACGCCCAGUGCCAGGCCGCCCUGCAGGGCACGCGGCUGGGGCCUAGCUUCACCCUGCACGACAGCUUCCUCUGCGCCGGGGGGCAGAAGGAGGGUCAGGACGCCUGCACGGGGGACGGCGGCUCCCCCCUGGCGUGUCGCCUGCAGAGUGACGCCCGACGCUUCGUGCUGGUGGGCGUGGUGGCGUGGGGCAUCGGGUGUGGGACCCUCGGCGUGCCUGGGGUGUACGCAGACGUGCUGAAGGCGCGGCCCUGGAUCGACCAGGUUAUCAACGAGAAGUUUGUCAACGCCGGGGGGCCGAAGUUAGAGUUGCCGAUUGAUGUGCGGUCCUCCCUAGGAAAGUGAGGCGGAAGUAAUAUUAGUUUUGUUUGUAUGGGAGAGCUGAAAAGAAUAAGGGAUGGAGAGCAAUAUAUUUUAGCAUAAUAUAUUUUGAUGUUUGUAUCCUAUUUUCCUAUUGUUUGGCAAGGCUUACAACAGAGAUCAAGGUUUCAUCCUUGGGUGGAAUGACUGCUGUUGUUUGGCCUACUCGUGGACACCCUCUCCUCUAUUAACCCUUUGUCUUCGGGUUGGAAAGUGAUCGCGGGCUUCCCUUUUCUUGAGUCAUGUUGAUAAAUUUUGCAAAAUUGGUGCCCUUCAUCAAGGCCAUGAAUGGUAAUUUUGAAUAGAAACAAUAAUUUCUUUUCUCACCGUCAGUACUUCCUCUGCUCGGUGAAGCAAAAUGUUUUUCUUAGAUUGCAGCAUCGCGGAGGCAUUUAUGUUAGAGAGAUGAGUAACUUUUGGUUAAGCAGAGGGCACUUCCUCGCCUGGGUACAGCUGGCUCAUCUUACAUCUAUGCCUCUCAUGCUCCCUGCCUCCUACGCGUAGUAGUAGUACUAGUAGCAAUAGUAUACCAUCAUUACCAUUAUCAUCAUUAUUACUAUUAUUAUCAUCAUAAUGACCCUCCCCCUCUUUCUCAGUGACCUCCGCCAAGCAUGGAAGCCACUGUUUGUCUUAUUAUUUCCGGCUUUCUCCGGAUGGUCUCUCGGGUUCUUGUUAAGUGUUCCAUCAGACUCUGUGGAAUGCGCUUUCGAGCAGGAUCCCAUGAACUAACCAUAUUCUGCCCAGACAUGUUCGAUGGGGCUGAGGUCACAACCCCUACGAGGCCAGUCCAGGAGCCCCAACACACUCUGGUUUGCAAGCCACUCCUGGACUAUUCUGAACAUAUGUGUAUAAACUCUGUCCUGAACAAAUCAUAUUCGUUCAAAAAGGUAGUAUUUUUUGGCCUUUUUGUUUAUUUUCUUUACUUGUAAAAUACGGAGUUGAAUAUCUUCCGAGAUCAUUACUUAUGCUGAUGAUAUAGUAUAGUUUGCCACCAUUUCAUCUCCUCGAAAGAGAAUCCAAGUGACCUUUGCAUUGUACGAUGAAAUUGGUUGAAUAAAACACUUGGCAUUUCGAGUAUGAUAUGAAGUUGAAUCCAGUGACGGUCAUUUAUCUCAUAAUUGCCAUAUCUAGAUCCCCUUUCCCUAAUCACCUUGAUAUUAUUUUUAACAACACCGUGCCGGAGAAUCUUAACGACUAUAAUUAUGGUGUAACUCACGAUGCUAAACUAAGCUUUGAGUUGCACCUGUAGUUGAUGGCUUUAUUAAUGUCGUAGAAAUUGGGGGUUUCCUUUCCGUAGGUGUCGAAAAAACUCAAACAGUAGCACUAAAUUGUCUGUCUCCCAUUUUCAUUUGUCUCUAUUGAAGACUCAUUGAAAUGUCUUAGUCCGGACCCCUAAUCAGGUCAAACUAUAACAUCUUAAUUAAAAAAAUAUAUAUAUAAUACUGAGCAUCGGCACCUUGUUGGUUCUCUUACAUUAUUGUAGAGGAUGUAUAAUGAUCAUAGUCAUCCUUCAACCAUUUUCUUCCCCCACCUUUUCAGCAACUAAGGUUAAACUGGGUUACCGUAUAUCAAUAUUAUAUGGCAUUUUCA
Eriocheir sinensis (Chinese mitten crab) is the source of this 3138-nucleotide messenger RNA. Its product is annotated as phenoloxidase-activating factor 2-like. Gene Ontology annotation, molecular function: serine-type endopeptidase activity. Gene Ontology annotation, biological process: proteolysis. The coding region runs from base 187 to 1533 and encodes 448 amino acids. Lineage: Eukaryota; Metazoa; Arthropoda; Malacostraca; Decapoda; Varunidae. The transcript has 8 exons. The record is from RefSeq and is a predicted model, not a curated record.